Pogoniulus pusillus (Red-fronted tinkerbird) is the source of this 2080-nucleotide messenger RNA. RefSeq names its product somatostatin receptor 4 (gene SSTR4). Gene Ontology annotation, biological process: neuropeptide signaling pathway; cellular response to glucocorticoid stimulus. The record is from RefSeq and is a predicted model, not a curated record. Gene Ontology annotation, molecular function: somatostatin receptor activity; neuropeptide binding. Gene Ontology annotation, cellular component: plasma membrane; neuron projection. The transcript is spliced from 3 exons. Bases 685 to 1926 code for a protein of 413 amino acids. NCBI's taxonomy places the organism in Eukaryota, Metazoa, Chordata, Aves, Piciformes, Lybiidae.
GGGGGGGGGGUCCCGGUCCCUCCCCGCCGCCGAGCUCGGACUGCAGCAUCCCGCCCGCCGCAGUGCCCGCAGUACCAGGGACCGGAGGACCGGGGCUCAGCACCGGAGGAGGAUGGUUUGUCCCACCUCGGCGUGGGCACAGCCACCAGAAUCCCGCACACCUCAGAGAGAAGGGGGAGGGGUACGGCUGCUGCUUUAUUUUCCAUCGGGAAAGCAGAGCGCGUCCAUUGGAAACUUGGAUUCUAUUUCGCCUAUUUCUUUUGUAACAGGAACUGGGAUUUUUUACAGCAGAGAUGGGGGUGAGAGAUUGUCGCCUGUAUCCCCACCCAGCCAGCCUGCUCUGUCUUUCGCUUUAAAAGGUCCGGAUCCUUCUGGUCAUCUGAUUCAGGUCAAGCAGGACUUUGCGUUGCCAAGAGCCCGCGGAUCCUGUUGGAGCAGCUCCCAGCACCGGCUGCUGCCUCCCUGGAAGGGACGAGAGAUGCUCGUUUAAUCCUCGGAGGACUGAGAGGCCAUGCCAUGGGUCUCCUGCUGUGCCUCCCUGGGUAGUUGACAGACUCCCCGCGCCCGCAGCCCCUAAGACCCCAAACACCAGGAUGCUCUGGCCUGGAUGCUGCUGCCCCAAGGAAUAAUGUGAAGACUGGCCCCCAUCCCCAGCAGUGUCCCCUCCAUGGGCUGUCUCCCAGCAUGAACGCCGACACUCAGCAGCUCCCGGCGGGGGCCCAGGUGGCCAGCGUGCCCCUCUGGACCGUAGCCAGUUGGGCCGCCUCUGAGGUGCCCCCCAACACUAGCACAGCUGCAGAGGAAGCUGGGCGGCAGCAGGGGCAAGCGGAGUGGGGCAGCAAGGUGGGCGAGAUCGCUGGCAUGGUGGUGAUCCAGUGCAUCUAUGCCCUGGUGUGCCUGCUGGGGCUGCUGGGCAACUCCCUGGUGAUCUUCGUCAUCCUGCGCUACGCCAAGAUGAAGACGGCCACAAACAUCUACCUGCUCAACUUGGCCAUCGCCGACGAACUCUUCAUGCUCAGCAUCCCCUUCGUGGCCACCUCGGCCGCCCUGCACCACUGGCCCUUCGGCCGGGCCCUGUGCCGCACCGUGCUGGGCGUCGAUGGGCUCAACAUGUUCACCAGCGUCUUCUGCCUGACCGUUCUCAGCCUGGACCGCUACAUCGCGGUGGUGCACCCGCUGCGAGCGGCCACCUACCGCCGGCCUCGGGUGGCCAAGAUGGUCAAUGGGGGCGUGUGGCUCCUCUCCUUGCUGGUUGCUUCGCCCAUCCCCAUCUUCGCCGGCACAGCAGCCACCCGCGAUGGCCAAGCGGUGGCCUGCAACCUCCUUUGGCCCAGCCCCGCCUGGUCAGCCGCUUUCGUGGUCUACACCACCUUGCUGGGCUUCUUGCUGCCGGUGCUGGCCAUGGGGCUGUGCUACCUGCUGAUCGUGGGCAAGAUGCGGGCGGUGGCGCAGCGGGUGGGCUGGCAGCAGCGCCGGCGCUCCGAGGGCAAGCUGACCCGCCUGGUGCUGAUGGUGGUUGCCAUGUUCGUGAUCUGCUGGAUGCCCUUCUAUGUGGUGCAGCUGAUCAACCUGCUGCUGCCGGGACGCUUGGAUGCCACCGUCAACAACGCCUCCCUCAUCCUCAGCUACUCCAACAGCUGUGCCAACCCCAUCCUCUACGGCUUCCUCUCGGAAAACUUCCGGCACUCCUUCCAUGGUGUCCUGCGUCGCUGCCUGAAUGCCAGCCUCUGCUGCUGCCACGCUGGGGAGGGGAACACCAUGGAUGAGGAGGAGGAGGAAGAGCCUCUCGAUUACUGCGCUGCUCCCCGGGGGGAUGACAAGGGCAAGGGCUGCAUGUGCCCACCUCUGCCCUGCCAGCAGGAGCCUGUGCAUCCCGAGCCCUGCUGCAAGCCUGGAUCUCUCCUCACAAAGACCACCACCUUCUAGGGUGUCCUUGCCCUCACCAGACCCCAGAUGGGUGUCUCCAGCAGGCAUGGGCAAAGGGGACUUUGGCUGGCCAGGGGGCAAGCUGCUGGUCCUUGCUUGUGCUGUGCAGUUCAACAAAAUAAAAAGCCAUAAGACUGGCCUGUGACACAGCUGA